This is a messenger RNA of Oppiella nova, 984 nucleotides long. The record is from the annotation of a GenBank genome assembly. NCBI's taxonomy places the organism in Eukaryota, Metazoa, Arthropoda, Arachnida, Sarcoptiformes, Oppiidae.
AUGAACUCCGGCGCCUAUUUGUAUGCCUUUAAUGAGGACAGAGCCGAAGAUCACGCGAAGAAGUGGUUAAAAGGCGCGAAACUGAUUGGUUGUGAAGAAAAAGGCGCGAAAUUCACGGAAAAAGUGAUGCAAUGCUUGAGAGCCGCAAAACCGGAGAAAUUGGUCAACAUUUUGGAAGCGAAGGAACUGACGGUCGGAUCGAUAAAAAUGUGGAAUUUGGUGGUAAUUGACGGACACUUUCUGCCGAAAAGACCGCAAGAAAUGAUAUCUUCGGGAGACUUUAAGCGCGACCUAAAUCUCAUGGUUUCGACGACCGAAGACGAGGGAAGCUUUUUAUUAGCCUAUUAUUACGACUCCGAGAAAUUCAGUGCAAAAACGCCGCGAAAUCUGACUUUUAAAGAGGCGUUCAAUGAAUUGCAAGAAAUCUCUUCCGAACUCUCGUCUCGAACGCCAGUCGACGGACAAGAAGUCGCGAAACUCUAUUUCGCGGGACUUUCCGAACGAAAUUCCGAGGAUUUGUUGCGACAAACGAUCGGCAAAGCGGUCGGCGACUACUAUAUCACGUGUCCGACUCUGGAGUUCGCGAAACAAGUGUUCAGAAGAUCCGAGUUUAAGGUCAAAGUCUAUCAAUAUUUAUUCAACAGUAAAUUUCAGGACAUUUUGAUUUGCGGCCAUUGGAUGGGUGUUUGUCACGGAAACGACUUGUUCCCGAUGUUCGGCAUUCCUCUCGUCUUUGCCGACAAAUUCAAUGAAAGAGAAAAAGAGAUUUCGCGGCAAAUGAUUGAAAUUUUGACGGAUUUCGCGAAAAAAGGAGAACCGCCGAAACAAAAGGACAGUCUUUGGCCGCAAUAUUACUCUAUAAACGACGCAAUCAUUGCUCCGUAUUAUGAGUUCACAAACGACUUGAGGAAAGACACGAAUUUCGGAAACGCCUUCAAAAGCGUUGAGUGCGAGUAUUUGUGGCGAAAAUACUUUGAGAUCUAA